Messenger RNA from Cooperia oncophora, 612 nucleotides. The record is from the annotation of a GenBank genome assembly. NCBI's taxonomy places the organism in Eukaryota, Metazoa, Nematoda, Chromadorea, Rhabditida, Trichostrongylidae.
AUGGACAAUUUGCACACUGUAGCAGACGUGGCAUUCAAAGGGGAUUUCUGUGCCAAAAUCGAUAUACGAGACCCUUUUUCGCAAUCAACAUAUCUACAGAACACAGAAAUAACCUGGCGUUUUGGUUCCUAUCAAUUCAAAGAGAAGAGAAAAUUCCCAAGAUACAUAAACAAGCGAGUUUUAAUUGAGUGGGUCCGUAUUACUGGUCUAGACAAUAAGGCGAAAUGGAAACUGGACCGACUCGUCGCUUAUCUGGCUAAUAUCAUAACAGGUUAUUCUGCUAAUACAGAUAAUGCCUUCUCGUGGCCAACUUACGCCGGUGUUAGUGGCAACAUACCAGCUUACCGUGCAAAGGUCUCAUACAAAUACUGGAAGUAUUUUAUGGCUGAGGAACGUAGGAAGCCUGCUGACUAUAAUAAAGAGCAUGGUACAAAAAUAGCCAUUAUCAAAGAAGAGGCACUAUGGAAUCAGAACAGCAACAACCUUGGGUAUCUGUACGCCAGCAACCGACUAUCGCCUCCGGCAAUCGACUAUCGCCUCCGGAAUUCGCUCAAGACCACCGAUAUUGCUCUUCCUCAAUACGGGACUACCAAGGAGUACGAGUUCGACUAA